Drosophila navojoa is the source of this 1240-nucleotide messenger RNA. Its product is annotated as splicing factor YJU2. Gene Ontology annotation, cellular component: U2-type catalytic step 1 spliceosome. The record is from RefSeq and is a predicted model, not a curated record. NCBI's taxonomy places the organism in Eukaryota, Metazoa, Arthropoda, Insecta, Diptera, Drosophilidae. Gene Ontology annotation, biological process: mRNA splicing, via spliceosome.
UUUACAUUCAACUGUGAAUGGCCAAUUGAUAAGAAGAAGUGAGCAAGCAACGUUUAUUUACAAAGUCGAUCCUUAGUGCAGCCGUAAAAUGUCUGAGCGCAAAGUGUUGAAUAAAUACUAUCCUCCGGACUUCGAUCCGUCGAAGAUACCGCGCAUGAAAUUAGCGAAAAAUCGCCAAUACACAGUUCGAUUGAUGGCUCCGUUUAAUAUGCGUUGCAAAACCUGUGGAGAAUACAUCUACAAGGGCAAGAAGUUCAAUGCUCGCAAGGAGGAUGUGGAGAAUGAAACCUAUUUGGGCAUACGCAUAUAUAGGUUCUAUAUCAAGUGCACGCGCUGCCUGCAGGAGAUCUCCUUCAAAACUGAUCCACAAAACACGGACUACGAGAUCGAGGCGGGCGCCACUCGUAAUUUUAUGGCAUUGAAACUGGCCGAGGAACAGGCGCGUCGAGAAGAGCGUGAAGCACGCGAGGAGGAGGCUAACAAUCCAAUGAAACUGCUAGAGAACCGCACGCAACAGUCGCGCAAUGAAAUCGAAAUGCUCGAGAGUCUCGAGGAGCUGCGCGAUCUCAAUAGACGUCAACAAACGGUGGACUAUACGACAAUGCUGGAGCAGUUCAAUCCGGCGGAAACGGAACGUGAACGCGAGGAGCGCGAACAACGCGAGGAUGAGGCGUUUGUCAAAUCUGUGAACUUCAAAAACAAAUCGGACAGCGGCAAACGCAUUGUCGCGGAGGAGAUUAUUGAGGAAAUAACGGAGGAGAAUAAUACAGAUGUAACUGCGCCCACACCAGCCAAACUGGCGAAGCCCAAUCCUGCAAAGCCUAACCCAAGCAAAGCGCUUUGUGGAGCUCAGCUGGUGAAAAGAAAGACGCCCCUGGUGUUGGUAAAGCCUAAGACAGAAGGAGCAGCAACAACAGCGGGAAGCAGAGUAGAAGGCGGAGCAGCGAAAGCAACUGCAGGAGCACAGGUCCCAGCAGCAACAGUAGAAGUAGCAGAGGGGCAGGGAGCAGCUGGCGCUCAAGUGACAACCAAAGCCUCGGAGCCAUCAGCAACACCUGCUGCAACUGCCUCGAAACCUGCAGCACCGGCUGGCCUCUCCCUUUUAGCUGCGUACAGCGAUAGCUCUGAGGAUUCCAACUGACCCUUGCAUCUUAGCAGCAUUUAUAUCGAGUCCAUGUUUAUUUACAAAUUAACUAUAUGCUAAGGCACAAAUAAAUGUAAUUAAAUUUUCAGUUUAACG